GCUAGUAAACCCUUUUCGGAAGUAGUGCGGGGUCGGAGAUUAUCGGCUCAGCUUGAUCUACUAGGUCUCUCCGAGUCGUUACACGUCCAACUUCAUCCAACGGCAUUAGCAAUGGUUACCCCUAACGAGCUCGUAAUUGCAAAUUAUCUAAGGAGCAUUGAUUUGCGAACCAUCCUAAAUUCAAAGGAUCUAAGACAAGCUUUUCUAGCACUGUCACAAAGUGCUUCUUCUUGCGAUCGUGAGGCUUUUGUUCAGCUUCUUCAAGCCGACGAAUCCCGGCGGCCACGGACCCCUCCACCGGAUCCUCCUUCAGAUGAAUUGAAUAUCGUUCAGCAUUCAGAUGAUUAUCAGCACGACACGAGUGGGAGCACGGGCGCUCUACCCGAUAUUGGAAGGGAGUCAUGGAGGCUCAACUUUUCAAAACCUAAAGGCCUGCAAGAUAUUGACAAGAGAAUAAUAUCUUUCGUUGAGUCGCAUGAGAAAGAUAAAAUUAUAAGGAAUAGGCUUAUUCGAAUACUGCACCAGCUGACAGGACAAACAAAAACAUUUGACAACUACGCCGAUAUCUGGGCAGGAGAUCAACCAAUAUAUGCGUCGGUCAAGGGUUCGCGAAUCUUUAAUUCAGUCUCCGCAUUGCGACUUCAUCGGAUUGUGCAGGCCCAACGCAAAGCCGAGAAAAGCAAAAAACUCAAAGAGUGCGAAAUACGACUCAAUGCGCUAUAUUUCCUCCAUGAGUAUGAGCUGAAUGCAUCUCCUAAGCGGAGAUUCAACCUUCCUGCACCAAAUGACAACGCGUGGCUUCAGGAGAAAGCCUUAGAAUUAGGUGAAGAGAAAUCAUACCUAAUCCGUCUGCUUGAGAGAGCGCGAAGUUAUCAGACUUUUGCUGCAGUAUGUGGUAACGUUGAGCUUCUAGAGCUGUCACACCUCUCCAAUAAUGAGUGAGGAGGCCCUUAUGUCGUUGGAUGGGGUAUUUUCACUAACUAUGCUUAGCUGGAAAUGGAGAUUAAACAGAGCCUGGGCAGAACUCAUCACCAAUUUCUAUAAAGACAAUUAUGCAGAGGUUUACGAACGUCGUCGGGGUUUCGAUCUUGAAGCUUCACGCGCGCU
Messenger RNA from Xylona heveae TC161, 1107 nucleotides. RefSeq lists its product as hypothetical. The coding region runs from base 112 to 942 and encodes 276 amino acids. The record is from RefSeq and is a predicted model, not a curated record. Lineage: Eukaryota; Fungi; Ascomycota; Xylonomycetes; Xylonales; Xylonaceae. The transcript is spliced from 2 exons.